This is a messenger RNA of Rhodamnia argentea, 1592 nucleotides long. Its product is annotated as cysteine desulfurase 1, chloroplastic. The record is from RefSeq and is a predicted model, not a curated record. The transcript has 10 exons. Lineage: Eukaryota; Viridiplantae; Streptophyta; Magnoliopsida; Myrtales; Myrtaceae. Bases 75 to 1502 code for a protein of 475 amino acids. Gene Ontology annotation, molecular function: pyridoxal phosphate binding; cysteine desulfurase activity.
UCUCAUCAUCUCUCUCUGUGACUCGCUUUUCUCGCUCGGUAGCGUUUUUCGCGCGAGAGAAGACGACGACGACCAUGGCGAUGGCGAUGGAAGGAGCGGCUGCUCUGAAACUCGCUCCUCUCAGACCAUUUUGCCCUAAUUCGACCCUCACUCUCACCACGUCCUCUUCUUCUAGGGCUUCCUUCCGCAGACUCUCUUCUUCUUCUUCCUGCUCCUCCUUGUCUGUGCUCGCCGACAGCGACCCCUCCGCUUCCGGCUCUCUCUCCUUGGGCCACCUCACCCGUCCCGAUUUCCCCAUCCUCCACCAGGAGGUGAAUGGCUCGAAGCUUGUCUACUUGGACAACGCCGCGACGUCGCAGAAGCCUAACUCUGUCUUGAAGGCUGUGCAGAAGUAUUACCAGGCUCACAAUUCCAACGUGCACCGAGGGAUUCAUUUCUUGAGUGCAAAGGCGACGGAUGAGUACGAGUUGGCCAGGAAGAAGGUGGCCGAGUUCAUCAAUGCGGGAGAUUCUAGAGAUAUCGUUUUCACAAGAAAUGCUACUGAAGCUAUCAAUCUUGUUGCCCACUCCUGGGGCCUUUCGAAUUUGAAACCGGAAGAUGAGAUCAUACUCACAAUUGCUGAACAUCAUAGCGCUAUCGUCCCGUGGCAAAUAGUCUCAAAAAAGACCGGCGCCAUUCUUAAAUAUGUGGACUUGGAUGGAGGCGAAGUACCAGAUGUGAGCAAAUUAAGAGGAAUGCUUUCAAAGAAGACGAAACUGGUUGUAGUUCAUCAUGUAUCAAACAUGCUUGCUUCUAUUCUGCCGAUCGAAGAUAUUAUUCAAUGGGCACAUGAUGUUCAGGCUAAAGUCCUUGUGGAUGCUUGUCAAAGCGUGCCUCACAUGGUGGUUGAUGUCAAAGCCCUUGAUGCUGAUUUCCUUGUUGCCUCGUCUCACAAGAUGUGUGGGCCUACAGGCAUUGGAUUCUUGUAUGGAAAGAGUGAGCUGCUGACUUCCAUGCCUCCAUUUUUAGGUGGUGGAGAGAUGAUUGCUGAUGUCUUUCUGGACCAUUCCACAUAUGCGGAACCUCCAUCCAGGUUUGAGGCUGGAACACCUGCUAUUGGGGAAGCAAUUGGACUAGGAGCAGCUAUUGAUUAUUUGUCUGAGAUUGGCAUGCAAAAGAUUCAUGAUUAUGAGAUGGAACUUGCAAAUUACUUGUAUGAAAGCCUUCAAUCAGUUCCGAGUGUUCGUAUCUAUGGUCCAAAACCUUCAAGGAAUAUCGGUCGUGCUGCUUUGUGCUCAUUCAAUGUCGAGAGCAUACACCCCACUGAUAUUGCGACAUUUCUCGACCAGCAGCAUGGGGUUGCCAUCAGAUCGGGUCACCACUGUGCUCAACCCCUCCAUCGCUUUCUAGGAAUCAGUGCGAGUGCACGUGCCAGUCUCUACUUCUACAACACUAAAGAAGAUGUAGACAAUUUCAUUCUGGCACUCAACGAUACAGUCAGUUUCUUCAAUUCUUUCAAGUAAAAGGUGCCUCCCUAUGUUAUUUUUAGGGACGUGUGCAUAAAUAUGUGGAUCUCGGAGCUAGAUGGAUAAAGAGGAGUCGAGAUGGUUUUA